Messenger RNA from Podarcis lilfordi (Lilford's wall lizard), 5952 nucleotides. NCBI's taxonomy places the organism in Eukaryota, Metazoa, Chordata, Lepidosauria, Squamata, Lacertidae. The record is from the annotation of a GenBank genome assembly.
AUGAACAGGUAAGUGCGCUAAAGGACAAGGAGUGGCUGAGGCAACCCAGCAAGACGGGCGGGCUAUAAAUAAUAGCAUGAUUAUCGAUUCAGGUAGGUAGCCAUUUUGGUUUGACGCAGUCGAAAUAAAUAAAAAUUGUUCAGUAGCAUCCUAGGGACCAACUAAGUUUGCUCUGGGUGUAAGCUUUCAUAUGCAUGCACACUUCUUCAGAUACACUGAAACAGAAUCAUAGAAUCAUAGAAUCAUAGAAUGAGUCGCCAAACCAUGGGUAGGCAAACUAAGGCCUGGGGGCCGGAUGCGGCCCAAUCACUUUCUCAAUCUGGUCCACAAACGGUGCAGGAAUCAGCGUGUUUUUACAUGAGUAGGAUGUGUCCUUUUAUUUAAAAUGCAUCUCUGGGUUAUUUGUGGGGCCUGCUCGGUGUUUUUACAUGAGUAGGAUGUGUCCUUUUAUUUAAAAUGCAUCUCUGGGUUAUUUGUGGGGCAUAGGAAUUCAUUCAUGGUUUUUUUUCAAAAUAUAGUCCGGCCCCCCUCGAGGUCUGAGGGACAGUGGACUGACCCCCUGCUGAAAAAGUUUGUUGACCCCUACACCAGACCCUAGUGGGAGGGUAGGGUGGGGUUUUUCUCAGAAGGGUACUGAGAGAUGGGUGAUACGCUAAAGCUAUUUUUGGUCAUCUGCAUACCAUCCCUUGCUUUUCCUGUUGGACUAAUUGCAGUCCUUAACAGUCGUCAACAGGUUUACCAUACCCAUUGAGUCAAUCACCCAUUCCCACCACCCUUCUGAGAAAAAACCCACCCUACCCUCUCACUAAAUAUAAGGGUCUGGUGACUUCUGUUUCAGUGUAUCUGAAGAAGUAUGCAUGCACACGAAAGCUUAUACGCAGAACAAACUUAGUUGGUCUCUAAGGUGCUACUGGACAAUUUAUUCUUAUUCUUUUCUUAUUCUUAUUCUUAUUCUUUAUUAUUCAAAGUUGGAGGAUGGUUGUGAGAUGUGGUUGUGAGAUCUGUCCCUGUCUUGCCAUCUUCCUCUUUGUUGCAUAUUUCUCUGUCUUUCCUUUCCCUGGCGCAGGGGUGGUUAGCCUGGGGCUGACUGUCUUGGACCUUGGUCUCCCAAUAAAAUAUUUGAGGGGGCUGCCCCCCCGAAAAGUUGGGCAUUGCCAUUCAAAGUAUGUGUGCGCGCCAUGUCAUGUGAUCGAUUUUCCGCAGCGGAGCUUACCUGUGUUGGACUUUCCAACUCCUGGCCAAUGGGAUGAGAGGAGUUGGAGCCAAACAACUUCUAAAGGACCACGAGCUCUUCAUCCUGGCCCUUGUGGAUAUCAAAGAAGUCUUCAGCAGCAGCUGCUUCACUCUUAAUAUUGACUGUAGAGACAGACCCUGCCUCCAUCAACUGGUGAGGGUGUCAGGAUAGGACCUGGGAGACCAGGGUUGAAAUCCCCACUUGACUAUGGAGCUCACUGGGUGCACUUGGGCCAAUCACUGCCUCUCAACAUAACCUAACUCACAGCUGUUGUGGGAAGGAAAUGAGGACAGAGGAGAACCAUACAUGGCACUUUUUGCUCCUUGGAGAAACAGCUGGGAUAUAAACACAAUGACAUAAAUACAUUUUGGGAUCAUUAGGUCCAGUCGUGGCCAAAUCCGGGAUUGCGGCGCUCAUCUCGCUUUAUUGGCCAAGGGAGCCGGCAUACAGCUUCCGGCUCAUGUGGCCAGCAUGACUAAGCCGCUUCUGGUGAACCAGAGCAGCGCACGGAAACACUAUUUACCUUCCCGCCAGAGCGGUACCUAUUUAUCUACUUGUAGUUUUGGGUUUUCGAACUGCUAGGUUGGCAGGAGCAGGGACCAAGCAACGGGAGCUCACCCCGUCGCGGGGAUUCGAACCACCAACCUUCUGAUUGGCAAGUCCUAGGCUCUGUGGUUUAACGCACAGCGCCACCCACGUCCCACAUUUUGGGGCCUAGUGAAUUGCAAAUUUCUUCACGUGUCAUAUGACGUUUGCAGCAGCUACCAACGAGUCAGAGGAAGAUACGGAGAGCUGCAAUCUGGUCAUGUGUUAGGAGUGUCCAGCAAGUUGACUUCAACAGGCUAUAUAUAGAUUUUAGAAAAUCCACUGAGUCUACAUCGGCUGACUUUAAAAACAGCCUUUUCCUGGGGCAGCAGCGCUAAUAGGUGCCAGUACUCACCAUGAAAUUGUUACAGUAAGUGCCACUCUUUUUAACAACCACAAAAAGAGGUGCCGGUAAUGUGCUCUUGAGUACCCCACUCGGGGGGCAGGGAGCACUGAGUGGCAGUAUCCCACAAGUAAAAAUGUGGGCUUAGAUUCUUUACCUUUGUUCUGCCAGUGAAAAGCAGGACAGGAGAGCUCUUUGCCUCACAGCUUGUUUAUAGGGUUCCCAGAGACAUCUGGUUGGCCGCAGUGGGAAGCAAACACAGAUCCUCUGUGUCCCUGUUUUCCAGGGGCAGUCCCAGAUUGACAGAAGCCACCCCGGUUUCUGAUUUCAUCCCAGAAUGAUCCCCAAAAAGAUUUCCUUAAAGGUAAAGGGUAAAAGGACCCCUGACCAUUAGGUCCAGUUGUGGCUGACUCUGGGGUUGCGGCGCUCAUUUCGCUUUAUCGGCUGAGGGAGCCGGCAUACAGCUUCCGGGUCAUGUGGCCACCAUGACCAAGCCACUUCUGGUGAACCAGAGCAGCACACGGAAACGCUGUUUACCUUCCCACUGGAACGGUACCUAUUUAUCUACUUGCACUUUGACAUGCUUUCCAACUGCUAGGUUGGCAGGAGCAAGGACCCAGCAAUGGAAGCUCACCCCGUCGUGGGGAUUCGAACUGCUGACCUUCUGAUCGGCAAGUCCUAGGCUCUGUGGUUUAACCCACAGCGCCACCCACGUCCCUAUUAUUAUUAUUAUUAUUAUUAGGACGUCCCUAUUAUCAUCGGAGAAAUGUUGGAGGGUAUGGAGUUAUCCGACCCCCAAGCCAAGGAGAUAAUAAACUUUACAACCUUUAGAAGACAUCAGAAGGCAGCCCUGUGUAGGGAAGUUUUUUUAAAUGUUUAUUGUUUUCUUAUGUUCUUAUAUACGGUAUGUUGGAAGCUGCCCAGAGUGGUUGGGGCAACUCUUAUCAGAUGGGUGGGGUAUAAUCAUAAUUAAUUAAUUAUAGUUGAACAGAACAUCCCUAUUUUCAUUGGAGAAAUGUUCAAGGGUAUGCAAACAAGGUGUGGCCCAAUUCUUUUACAUUUGUUGUAUAUUACUAACUGCUUUGAGUGGAGGGGUUAAGCAGGAUAAAAAUACUAUUAUUUCUAUCACAUUUACCCCCUUAUAAUUUUUAGUUUAAUUUUCCAUAAUUAAAUGUUACUCCCAAUGUGAGGAAUUGUGCAAAUGUAUCUAAAACUAUACUUUGCACAGAAUAAAGAACAAUCAAACUUUUAAUGAAAUAAAAUAUUAGAUCAUAACACUGAUUGUUGUUUCCUCUUCUCCAGGAUGGGAAUCAUUACCAGAAUACUGUAUUUCUGUAUUUCUAUUCUUUUCUGUGAUGGAGAAGGUGGAUUUCAGCUUCCAGACAAGGUCUAUGUCUCCAAACCCUCCGAUAAUUACUCUGCAUUUCACUCUGAAUUACAAACUCCAACAAGAAGCCAUAACUUCUCACACAGCUUUUUGAAAAAAAUUGCAGGAAGGAAAGCAGAAGGCCCCAGUAUUCAAGGUUUAGUUCCUCAAAGCAAUCAGAGUUUCAAAGUUUUACUUAACAGCCCACCACAAGAAGUGCCACUCCCUAAGUUCUCACAAAUGAAUGAAAUGGUGACUUCUCCACAAACUGACCCAUCCUUAUGGGGCACCGUGGGAUCUCCUUUUCCAGCAGAGAAGCACAAAGGACCUAGUAGUCUUCUAAAUGUCCAUUCGAUACUAAAAAGGACUGUUCUGGGUUAUGAAAGACAAGAUGAAUCUGGAACAGUAUUUCCACCUCCUGCGCUGAGGAUGUCUGCAGGUUGUGGCAAUCCAGUGGGUGGGAUGUUUGAUCUAUCUGACAGAAACCUGUCUGAGGAAGAUCUGAGGAGGGAAAUGGAUCCUAGGCAUUGCAACACAACGUUGGGAAAGGUUGUAGAACUGGAUGCCAGUCACAACAAUCUGCAAAUGGAUUUAGGGACCCUGCUUUCACUGCUCCUGAAAAUGAAGAAUGUUCAGUCCAUCGACGUGAGUUACAACAGCAUAACUGUAUCAGGUGUGCUUGUACCCAAUAGGUGUGACUUAAAGCACAGCGAGCUGUUGUUCUUAAAUCUCAGCCACAACCCUCUUACCACUUUGAAAAGCAUCUGCCUCCCUUCGAGUCUCAAAGGCCUUGAUUUGUCCUUCACACGCAUUAACCAAAUACCACGUGAGUUUGCCAGAACUUACUUUCAUAUAGAAGAGAUGGAUGUUCAAGGAAACCAUUUUAUAUACAAUCCUGAAACGCUGAUGUCUCUCUUCAAGUCUAUACCAAAAACCAGGAUGGAAAGCUUGUCGAUUGUCAAUUUUCCACAACGCAGCCCCAUCGAAAGCCUCCCCGUGGAAGGAAGGCGUCUCGUAAUGUCAAACUGCUCCAUCGUAGAACUUCCAGAAUGGUUUGCAAACACCAUGAGAAAGCUUCUCUUUCUAGACCUGAGCAACAACCCCUUGCGCGGUUUUCCUCAGCCGCCAACUUCAUUGCAGAACCUAGAUUUAAGCAACAGUAACAUCCAAGAGAUAGCUAAUCUUAACAUCUUCCCUAAUUUGACAGUGCUUAAGAUUCCAAGCAAUAAAAUAAAGGAUCUUCCACCUGCGUAUCUUCCAGACUCCUUAAAAGAACUGGAUAUCAGUAAGAAUCAAAUACCUGUGUUCCAUUUAUGCAGGGCUCCACAAGAGCUGGAAUUCCUUAAUGUUUCUAGAAACCUCAUAACGCAUCUGAAUCUAAACCAUUCUCACCACCUCACCAGCCUUGAUGCAAGCCACAAUUUAAUUACAGAACUGCAGGACCGCACUGGAAUAUUUCUGCCGGAACUCAAAUAUCUGAAUCUGUCAGGAAACAAGAUCUCUUUUUUGCAACCGGGGUCUCUCCCCGAAUCUUUGCUCGAGUUGGACAUAAGCAACAAUGCCAUCACCAUUAUUAUGGAAGAGACCUUUGGCCGGUUGACGAACCUGAACGUCUUAACCCUUCAAGGGAAACAUUUCUUCUGCAGCUGUGACUUGUAUUGGUUUGCGAACACGUACCUUGGGAGCCGGCAGCUGCAGAUAAAUGGCCAAGAGGAGCUUUUGUGCAGCUUUCCUCUCAAGAAACGGGGCCUUUCGGUGGAAAACAGCAACCUAACGAUGCUGCGUUGUUCUCUGGGACUUCAAAUGGCAAUUACGGCUUGUGUGGCCAUCUUGACAAUGUCCCUCUUAACAGGCCUUUGCUGGCGUUUUGACGGCGUCUGGUACAUUAAGAUGGGAUGGUACUGGUGCAUGGUGAAAAGGAAACAAUAUAAGAAGAGGCCAGAAGACAAAGUGUAUGACGCAUUUAUCUCAUACAGCGAAAACGAUGCGCUGUGGGCUAAAGAGACCCUGCUGGAAAAACUGGAAGCCCUCGAGUUUAGAGUAUGUUACCACGAGAGAGACUUCACGCCAGGGCACCCGGUUGUUAGGAACAUUUUCCACUGCAUUGAGAACAGCCACAAAGUUCUCUUUGUGCUGUCGCCCAGCUUUGUCAACAGUUGCUGGUGCCAGUAUGAACUGUUCUUUGCCGAACAUCGGGUCCUUAACGAAAACGAGGACUCUCUCAUUAUGGUUGUGCUGGAAGACCUGCCGCCCAACAGCAUCCCGCAGAAAUUCAGCAAGCUCCGGAAGCUGCUGAAAAGGAAGACCUACUUGAAGUGGAGCCAGGAGGAACACAAACAAAAGCUCUUCUGGAGCCAGCUGACCGCUGUUCUGAAAACGACAAACGAGCCGAUGGCUUUGACAGAGGAAAAUGGGCUGUGCUAG